CAUCCAGACUCCGAAGACAAACAGUCACGGCCUUAGAUAGACAAUCAGUAGUACAACAGGACGCACCAGUCCAAGUUUAGGGGCAUUCAUGGGGCUCUUCCAGUCCAAGACCAAAGACAAGACCACAAACCAACAGAGGAACAGACGCCAGAAGGCGACACCCAGAGACGAGAACACAGCUCCAUCCCGCAAGCUUGUGUUAGAAACCAGUUUCCUGAACAAGUGUCCCGGAAUGGACGACAAGGGGAGGAGGUACACCGCAGACUUACAGGACGAUGCAGACGUAGAAGACAACGUGGAAGAACUUACUUACUACCGAGAUCCUGGAAACCAAGACUUAAGAAACAACGAACCAAGUAACACGUUCAGCUCCGUCAAUCAUAAUGCGAAUUCACCGUUGGUAACAAACCAUCUCACAGAAAGACCUGGGACUUCUUACAGUAACGGGCCGUAUGUGGGCCCAGGAAGGCCGCCGUUUGAAGUGCGUAAGGAAAAACGUCGUACGGACCGGCCAUCACCAGAUGUCAUCCCUCCGAGUCCAAAGUACUUCAAGAGAGAUGCUCCUUUCCCACAGUCACAACAACCACCUAACUACAGUUACUACAGACCUGUGUGUAUGUCAUACUCUGAAACAGAAGAAUCAGACACUGACGGCUUUUCUGAGGUCAACGCUCUUGACUUGACCGCGACGGCGCUAAAACACGAGUCAGGACGAUACCAGCUAUGCUACAGCGUUCCCAGUACCUCAAAGUCUACAGAGGCUACCGCCAUGUCUUCUGCGGAGUCCGUAGGCUCGAGCUGUGAUCCGUGGAGUGUACAUUCUUCACAGUCCUCUCUUUUCUCAUCAUCCUCGACUAAGAGGCAGCUAAGCAUCAAUGAUCUGCCCCAGACAGUCUUACUGAAGAUUGUAUCGUACCUGAGUAUGGAGGAACGGAGUAGACAUGUGUGUCGGGUGUGUAAGCUGUGGAAUCAGAUGUGUCUCGACUCCGAACUUUGGAGGAAGAUCGACUUACGGGGAAAGGGCAAGGUGACAGAUGAAGUGCUGGGCCGUCUGACCUCCUACAGCACAAAUGUGACGUCUGUAGACAUCUCUGACUGUAAUAACAUCAUGGACCAGGGGGUCAUCACUAUGGCAACACAAUGUUUCAGUCUCACUGAGUUCAAAUGUACCAGAUGCAAUCACCUGACAGACGCUGCCUUCAUCGCGUUAGCAGAAGGCUGCCCUGGCCUGCUGAAACUCACUCUGGACGGCGUACGACAAAUCACUGAUGUAGCGUUUAAACAAAUCGCAGCACGCUGUAAAGACCUCUGGUAUCUCAACGUGAGCCAGGUCAACAACCUGACCGACGUGGGGGUCAGACACGUGGUGACCGGCUGCCACAAACUUACCUACCUCAAGUUCCAGGAGAACAACAGAAUAGCUGAUUCGUCGGUGGAAGCCAUAGCUGAACACUGUCCCCAGAUGGAGGUGCUAGGUCUGAUGGGAUGCAGUAUAUCCUCAGAGGCAGUUCUACAUCUUACCAAGUGCACCAACCUGAAGGUGUUGAAUCUGUGUCGACUGCGUGAGCUGACGGACUUUGCGGUGAUCGAGAUCGUGCGGCACUGUCGCAAACUGGAGUCCGUCAACCUGUGUCUGAACUCAGGCAUCACCGACAUGAGCAUCGAGGUCAUCGCACGAGAGGCCAAAUGUCUGAAGGACCUACACAUGGUGGCCUGUGCCAUCACUGAUGAAGCGUUGACCAGUAUCGGCAAGUAUAGCCACAGCCUGGAGACGGUGGACGUCGGCCACUGUCCGAGCAUCACGGACGCAGGGUCGGCCUUCAUCUCGCAAAACUGCCGCACUCUCCGCUACCUGGGCCUCAUGCGCUGCGACGCCGUGCGCGAAGAAACCGUGGACGAACUCGUGGAGAAAUACCCGCAGAUCCACUUCAGUACGAUGAUGUUAGACUGUAAGAGAAUCUUGGCACAAGCCCAGCAAAACGGAUGGAAACCAGCACAUGCAAGAUAGCCGUCAGUCUCAUACCCAAAAGGAGGGGUUGUGUUUUCCUUUGAAACUUGACAACAUUAGGCCACACCAAUUUAAUUUGUUGGUUCUCGGCUUUUUUCAGAAAAAAUAUGAAGCGACAGGGGAAAAAAA
Messenger RNA from Branchiostoma belcheri (Belcher's lancelet), 2137 nucleotides. Its product is annotated as F-box/LRR-repeat protein 17-like. The transcript is spliced from 9 exons. Gene Ontology annotation, molecular function: protein binding. NCBI's taxonomy places the organism in Eukaryota, Metazoa, Chordata, Leptocardii, Amphioxiformes, Branchiostomatidae. Gene Ontology annotation, cellular component: SCF ubiquitin ligase complex. The coding region runs from base 89 to 2008 and encodes 639 amino acids. Gene Ontology annotation, biological process: SCF-dependent proteasomal ubiquitin-dependent protein catabolic process. The record is from RefSeq and is a predicted model, not a curated record.